UUGAAGGAGUGAGAAAGGCAACAUAAAGGGGAAUAAGUCAAUGCAAAGGGACGUCUGGAAAAAAUUACCCGUUUGAUGCUUUGGAGAAGGUUGUCUUAAAGAGGACUUUAGCACACAACUAGUUCUGCAUCAGUCUAGAGUGCUGCACUCAGAUGUUGCACAUCUGCACUGCCCACUGUUACAUGCACUGCCAGCCAGCCCUGUCUGCACACACAAAGUCCUGGGCAACUUCAGCAAUAAGCCUUCUACUAGCCAGAGUUAUAUUUUAAUAUAAUGUGAUAGUUUAGCUAGAAUUUUUUAUAUUUUUUUGGAAACCACGUUGGACAUUUUUUUUGUAAUAUCAAUUUUUAUACUUUUUACUACAACUGGCCUUAAUUUUAUUGACUGCCUCAAAGUUGCUAUUAAUACCUCAGAGUUGGAAACUGUUCUCAACCAAACUGCCUUUCAGACCACACAGCAAACUGCAUUAUCUGUGACCACAGGACCCAGGAAACAUCACCAAGAUGCAUUGCGAAAGGUUUUUAUGUAUCCUAAGAAUAAUUGGGACCACUCUAUUUGGAGUCUCUCUACUACUUGGAAUCACAGCAGCUUAUAUCGUUGGUUACCAGUUUAUCCAAACAGACAAUUAUUACUUCUCAUUUGGACUUUAUGGUGCAAUUUUAGCACUUCACCUCAUAAUACAAAGUCUAUUUGCCUUUUUGGAACACAAAAAAAUGAAAAGGUCGCUUGAAACUCCUAUUAAACUGAAUAAAUCAGUUGCUCUUUGUAUUGCUGCAUAUCAAGAGGAUCCAGACUACUUGAGAAAAUGUUUACUGUCUGUGAAACGGCUAACGUACCCUGGGAUAAAAGUCAUUAUGGUUAUUGAUGGGAAUGAUGAUGAUGAUAUUUAUAUGAUGGACAUAUUUAGUGAAAUUAUGGGAAAUGACAAAUGUGCCACUUACAUAUGGAAAAAUAACUUCCACGAGAAGGGUCCCAAUGAAACAGAACUGUCACAUAAAGAAAGUAUGCAGCACGUAACUCAAUUGGUGCUCUCCAACAAAUAUAUAUGCAUCAUGCAGAAAUGGAACGGAAAAAGAGAAGUAAUGUACACUGCUUUCAAGGCACUGGGGAGAAGCGUGGAUUAUGUACAGGUCUGUGACUCAGACACAGUACUUGAUCCCGCUUCAUCUGUUGAGAUGGUGAAGGUAUUGGAGGAAGACAUGAUGGUUGGAGGAGUUGGUGGAGAUGUCCAGAUUUUAAACAAGUAUGAUUCCUGGAUUUCUUUCCUGAGUAGUGUCAGGUAUUGGAUGGCUUUUAACAUCGAAAGAGCUUGCCAAUCCUACUUUGGUUGCGUGCAGUGCAUUAGUGGACCUCUCGGAAUGUACAGAAAUUCAUUGCUGCAUGAAUUCAUUGAAGAUUGGUACAACCAAGAAUUUUUAGGCUCCCAAUGCAGUUUUGGAGAUGACAGGCAUCUAACCAAUCGAGUUUUGAGUUUAGGCUAUGCAACCAAAUACACAGCAAGAUCCAAAUGCCUUACUGAGACUCCUACUGAAUACCUUAGGUGGCUUAAUCAACAAACACGUUGGAGCAAAUCCUAUUUCCGUGAAUGGCUGUACAAUUCAAUGUGGUUCCACAAACAUCAUUUAUGGAUGACAUAUGAAGCUGUGAUCACUGGAUUUUUUCCAUUCUUCCUUAUUGCCACUGUCAUCCAGCUUUUCUACCGAGGAAGAAUCUGGAAUAUUCUUCUUUUCCUUUUAACAGUGCAGUUUGUAGGCCUUAUAAAGUCAUCAUUUGCCAGCGCUCUCAGAGGAAAUAUUGUCAUGGUUUUCAUGUCUUUUUACUCUGUGCUGUACAUGUCAAGUCUUCUGCCAGCAAAGAUGUUUGCCAUAGCAACAAUAAACAAGGCAGGGUGGGGAACAUCAGGAAGAAAAACAAUAGUGGUGAAUUUUAUAGGAUUAAUUCCUAUAACUGUUUGGUUUACAAUUCUCCUUGGCGGUGUCAUGUUCACGAUAUGGAAAGAAACAAAAAAGCCAUUUGCCGAAUCUGAACAGACAGUACUGAUUAUUGGUGCAAUACUCUAUGCAUGUUACUGGGUAAUGCUUUUGACUUUAUACGUUGCUUUAAUCACUAAAUGUGGUCGAAGAAAGAAGGACCAACAGUAUGACUUAGUAAUUGAUGUAUGAUGAUACUGAAUUACCUGUUAAGUGUGCAAAACUAAAAUUAUCAAAAGCCUUAAAAGACUUUUUCUUUAGGAACUGUAGUAUUAUUGACAUGAAAACAUGUCACAAAGGGAUAUGCAACACUGCUGCUUGGACUUGAAUAUACACAACUUUUGUGGGCUCAUUUUCAUUCAUCCAAAGAGAAAACAAAAAUAGUUGUACACUUUUUUACAAUGAACAAAUAUUUAACCUAUGUUGCGCCAUUAAAAAAUGGAGUAACUUAUAUUAUUUAUGCACUUUUUUCUAUUGUGCAUACGCCUGACAGUGUUACGUUCGAUAUACCUCACUGGUCAUGCUUAUGUCUGGGUGGUCAUAGUAGAGAACGAAAGAGUUUUGAAAGAUUAAGAAGCCUCAUUCACAAAGGAAUCUUUUAUGUCUUUUUUAUGUUCCCAGUGAUUAGGCUUACGGACUCUAGCAAUACCUUACAAUAUAAUUUAUAAACUUUGUUUUUUAAAGUUACUUUGUUUUAUUUUUAUUUUUUAUUUUAGUGGUGGCCUAUUAUUUUAGGCUGUCAGAUUUAAUGCCAAUUAUGAUGUGAAAAAUAAUCAUAUUGGCUGUGCUGUAUUUUUAUAUUAUUGUAUUAAUUAUGUUUUUUAUUUGUAUGCCAAUGUUUAAAUUUUUACAUAUUUUAUAUUUUACUUAUCUGCUAAAUCAUUUUGUUCUUUAUUCUUCUAAAUUGUGGUUUGUUUGUUUUUUUUUUGUUUUUUUUUUAUUUUUAAACUGGCCAAAAUGUGAAACUUUAUAUUAGUUCAUAUUGUUCACAAAGGAAAGAAUAAAAUAAUUCUUUAUACAUAUA
Molecule: messenger RNA, 2994 nt
Organism: Bombina bombina (fire-bellied toad)
Lineage: Eukaryota; Metazoa; Chordata; Amphibia; Anura; Bombinatoridae
Gene: HAS2
Product: hyaluronan synthase 2
Exons: 4
Coding region: 504-2162 (552 amino acids)
Biological process (GO): extracellular matrix assembly; hyaluronan biosynthetic process
Molecular function (GO): hyaluronan synthase activity
Source: RefSeq, a predicted model, not a curated record